AUGAUUACCAUCACCCGUGGCUUUGCCAGAGCCACUAUCUCGCAACGGCGCCUUGCAGGUUCCUCGUCCAAGCCGCCUCGGAGAACGCCCAAGGCAGGGCCUCCCCCCCCUCCCGCUGCGCCGAGGCCCUCACCGCGCGUUUCCAGACCGUAUAAGCCUCACAAGCCAAAUGUUGCACUCCCGGCCCCGUCGUCGGCUUCCAAAAGCCAGGGAGACACGCUUCAAUCCAUCUGGCGGCGCUCGUGGCUGCCCCUCAGCGGCGCAGCCCUUCUCGCCGGCUUCCUCGGCUUGUACAUUGUCGGCACGGCCGCCGCCUCCGCGAGGCCGCGCCCCUGCUGCGACGGAUCCCGCGAGCACGCCAAACCGACCGGUCGCCCCCCGGCCCUGACGGGCGACAAUGCCGAGCAGUUUGACAAGGAGCUGGACUGGCCCGAGUGGUGGAUGGGAAUCACGGCGCUGCGCAAGAGACUGGCCGCUCGGGCGAGAGGAAACGUCCUCGAGCUUGCCGUGGGCACGGGCCGAAACCUCGAGUACUACGACUGGCGGGGGCUGGGCCAGGCCCCCUCGUCGGCCGCGUCAGGCGUGACGUCCUUUACGGGCCUGGACAUAUCCGACGAUAUGCUUGGCGUUGCACGGAAUCGGCUCGUCAAGACCGUUGCGCCAAUCAGAGACUCGGAGCCCGUCGCGGAGCGCCCCAGCGUGGUCGACGACGCCGGCGGCCAAGCCUCCUUUGUGAACAAUCGUGUCCGGCUCGUCCGUUCCGACGCCCACGACCCGAUCCCACCGGUGGCCGCAGCGGCCAAGUCGCCCGCGCGUGCGACGUACGAUACAAUCGUGCAGACCUUUGGGCUCUGCUCUGUAUCGGAUCCUGUGGCUGUCUUGUGUAACUUGGCAUCAGCUGUCAAACCCGACUCCGGCCGCAUCCUCCUGCUUGAGCACGGCAAAGGGUGGUACGGAAUAGUCAACGGUUUGCUGGACAAGAAUGCCGCCAAGCAUUUUGCCAAGUAUGGGUGUUGGUGGAACCGAGACGUGGAGGCGCUUGUCCAAGAAGCAGUGAAGAGAACACCAGGGUUGGAAGUGGUGCGGCUGGACCGGCCCAACGUCUUGCAGAUGGGCACUCUUGUCUGGGUAGAGCUGCGGAUGAGGCCAAAAGCUGCCUGA
This is a messenger RNA of Ustilaginoidea virens, 1161 nucleotides long. RefSeq lists its product as uncharacterized. Lineage: Eukaryota; Fungi; Ascomycota; Sordariomycetes; Hypocreales; Clavicipitaceae. The transcript has 2 exons. Bases 1 to 1161 code for a protein of 386 amino acids. The record is from RefSeq and is a predicted model, not a curated record.